UGAAGCACACAUGGGCACACUGGACAAUGUAGUUAGACCUCCAAGGUUUAUAAAAAGUGCAAGAGCAGCUGAAAACCCCGCAAUGUAAAGGGAAGCAGCACCCCGCAAAGAUCGAAGCUGGGCUGCAGUACUUUCAAUGUUCGUCAUUUAACAGGAUCCAACCGUCUUUUCCUUAUUUCUCUACUACUAUUGCUAUUACUAGUCAUUACCUACAUAGUUGUACCAAUUCGCAAAUCAUUGCAUCAUUCAGCCAACAUGCCUCGUGUCAAGUACAUCCUGCUCGACUGCGACAACACCCUCUGUCUGUCAGAGCGUCUGGCUUUUGAGGCUUGCACUGACCUAACCAACGAAGUUCUGGAGAAGUGGGGCAAGUCUGAACGCUACACUGUUGAGCAGCUCCUCGAGGACUUCGUGGGCCACAAUUUCCGUGGUAUGCUCAUUGGUCUGCAGAAGAAGCAUGGAUUUACUAUGACUCCGGAGGAGGUGGAUGCAUACGUUGACCGUGAACUUGGCGCCGUUACUGCGAAGCUGAGCGAAAAGUGCCAGCCCUGCCCCGGCGCACCUGAGCAGCUUGAGGCGCUCAAGCAAGCAGGGUACCCCAUGUCUGUCGUCAGCACCUCAGCCAAACCCCGCGUCGUUGCCAGCUUGAAGAAAGUCGGCAUUGACCACUAUUUCCCCGACGAGCAUGUUUACAGCGCUGCCACUAGUCUGAGCCCUCCUUCUAGCAAGCCUGACCCGGCUAUCUACAACUACGCUUGCAAGCAGUUGGGUGUCAAGAAUGAGGAGUGUGUCACUGUCGAAGAUAGCAAGAGUGGUGCUACUGCCGCUAUGCGUGCGGGUAUCCCUCUGAUUGGAUACGUUGGUGUCUACGGCAUCGAAGAGGGUAAGGAGAAGAUGGAAGAAAUGGCCAAGAUCCUGACCGAACAGUGCAACGCCAACGUUAUCAUGUACGACUGGAAGGAGUUCCCCGAGUGUUUGAAGAAGAUUGAGGCCUUGUGAUUUGCUCAUUGGGACAUUCCUGAAUGUCUGGAGAGCUUUUACCAUCGCAUCCAAUCAUCGUGGACGAAGUGCGGAGGAUAGAACUGAGGCCCGGUAAAUCUGUGCAUCGGCGGUGUUUUCUUUUGCAACUGUUUUAGCCUUGAGGGAAUGCGUUCGAGUAAUCAAUGCUAGCAACCGACAUCUCGACGUCGACUGCUAAUCGGACUACAAUCUGAAACCCUAGGAAUACCUACUGACUUCUUGUUAAAUACCGUACAAUAAUAGAUAACUUGCUUUUCA
Molecule: messenger RNA, 1278 nt
Organism: Hypoxylon fragiforme
Lineage: Eukaryota; Fungi; Ascomycota; Sordariomycetes; Xylariales; Hypoxylaceae
Product: phosphoglycolate phosphatase
Exons: 3
Coding region: 256-999 (247 amino acids)
Source: RefSeq, a predicted model, not a curated record